This is a messenger RNA of Polistes dominula (European paper wasp), 4699 nucleotides long. RefSeq names its product WD repeat-containing protein 20. Lineage: Eukaryota; Metazoa; Arthropoda; Insecta; Hymenoptera; Vespidae. The record is from RefSeq and is a predicted model, not a curated record. Gene Ontology annotation, molecular function: protein binding.
AAAGGAAGGAAGGUAGUUAGGAAGAAAAGAGUAAGGGAUAGAGAAAGAUUGGAAAGAGAGAGUGAGAGUGGAGGUUCGAAAAACGUGUUGAGAGUCUCGACGGGGCUGACACCCCGAGUAGAAUAGGUGUCCUAUCGGUAAGAGAAAUAACGAAUCAAGAGGUGUAAGAAAGAGUGAGGAAGAAUUGUGAAGGGGAGUGGAUAAGCGCAAGUAAGCAAGCGAGUAGCAGUAGCAACAGCAGCAGCAGCAGCAGUAGCAGCAGCAGUAAUAGUAUAGAGAGGUGUAGUAUAAAGGGAAAGAAAAGAUAGGAAAGAAAAGGAGGAGAGGAGAGAGGGAGGGAGGGAGGCCGUCGCGACGGACGUCGCUGGACGUCGCUGGACGUCGCGUGGAAGAUACAAGUAAUAAAGUCAAAUCGACGAAACGCUGAUUCUUCCCUGUGUGUCUGAUGAGCUCCUCCGUCGUACCGUUGGUGGUAAGAUGGCUGUGCAGCUGGAUGGAGGAGGGAAGGAGGUCUUGAAAACACAAUUCGCCACGCGGGAAGGAACUUACAAGCUGAUGACCUUGUCAGAAUAUUCGAGGCCGAACAGGGUCGGCUACACCAACAGCCAAGGGAGUGCAUCCGUCAGAGUUUCCUUCGUCACUUUGCCAGACUCUUCGAAUCCCUCAGGGGCUACGCAAGAGCACGACGACCGAAUGUGUUUUAAUUUCGGAAAGGAGCUCUACGUCUACGUUUAUCGUGGUGUCAAAAAGGCAGUGGAUUUGAACAAUCCUGUGGAAAAGAAAACAUAUAAGGGAACUAAUCCGACUUGCCACAAUUUUAAUCAAACUACAGCAACGGCAGAUAGUGCACCAUUAUUAGUAGGAUUUUCUACAGGACAAAUACAAUUGAUAGAUCCUAUAAAACAAGAAUUCAGUAAAUUGUAUAAUGAAGAUAGACUAAUAGACAAAAGUAAGGUAACUUGCAUAAAAUGGGUUCCUGGUUCAAAUAAUCUCUUCUUGGUCUCUCAUAGUUCGGGUCAACUAUAUUUAUAUAAUGAGGAACUUAUUUGUGGAACGACGGCUCCUCACUAUCAGUCAUUUAUGUCUGGCGAUGGUUAUGCUGUAUACGUGUGCAAAGCUAAAUCUACCAGGAACCCUCUGUACAGAUGGGUGAUAGGUGCAGAGGGAUGUUGCAUAAAUGAAUUUGCCUUCAGUCCUUGUGGUUCAAACUUGGCAGUUGUUUCUCAAGAUGGAUUUCUUAGAGUAUUCCAAUAUAAUAAAAUGGAACUUUUAGGAUCUGCAAGAAGUUACUUUGGUGGAUUUUUGUGCGUAUGUUGGUCGCCGGAUGGUAGAUACGUGGUAGUUGGAGGAGAAGAUGAUCUUGUAACUAUUUGGAGCUUUCAUGAAAAACGGGUGGUGGCCCGUGGACAAGGUCAUCACAGUUGGGUGAGCGUUGUUGCAUUUGAUCCAUAUACUACAUCAUACGGAGAUCAAGAUCCUGACUUUAGCGGAUCAGAUGAUGAAACGAUGCCUCAUAAUAACCAUAAUCAUUUUCAUGAAAAGUCAAAUCGUUUGUCAACAAGUUCGCAAGGAGUUCAUUCCAAUAGGAACUCUAGUGGGUCUGAACUGAGAGUGCCAGGUGGUACGUGCUACAGGCUUGGAAGCGUAUCGCAAGAUACCCAAUUGUGUUUGUGGGACAUCACAGAAGAUAUAUUAAGGCAACCAGUAUGUCCUAAGCAGAGACCUUCUGCCGCAGGCUCUACUACCUUCACUUCCUCGGGGACACAUAAUAGCGGUAAUGGCUCAAUGGCUAAUCAUCACUUGAACAAUUCUAAACUGAAUAAUACAAAUAAUAUAAAUUAUAAGGAAAACGUGAGUGGUAAUAAUGAAAGUAGUAACAAUAGCGCGAGUACCAACACAGCAGUGUCGACAGUAAAUUCAUUGACACAGAGGCUAGCAGGUCUUGGUUUUGGUGAACGUAAGGGUGAUAAUCACAAGAGGAACUUCAGCCUCACUAUGAGAGGUAGUGGUGCAUCUAAUAGCACGGUCGUGCAAAACAAUAGUGGGGAAAAAACGAGCACCAACUCGAAUUCGAGUAGUAAUAUGAACAGUGUUGGUGCAAGUUUAGUAGGUGCAAAUAAGAAGGUCAGUUCGGUGUUGGACGAUCCAAUGAGAUUAAUAGGAACUGCCUAUUGUCCGAGGUUCGACGAAUGCCCAGUCCUUCAGCCAUUGGUGUGCAAAAAGCUGGCGCAUGAGAGAUUGACUGAAUUAGUGUUUAGGAAAGAUUGCUUCGUAACCGCGUGUCAAGAUGGAUACGUAUAUACAUGGGCAAGACCAGGUCACAUGCCAGGCAUUGGACAGGUUGGUAAUGCCCUACACGUUGUCAGUCCAGCAGAAGGUGGGGGUACUAUAGUAUAGCCACAGUCUGAUACAAAUGUAGUAUCAAAUCAUCAUGAUGAAUAUGUCCCAUCGUCUUAUACAUUGCAAUUUCCAGAAUUACAACCACACACUCAUUAUCGUCAUUUGUAUUAUGUGUGGCCAAGUGAAAAUUAUUCUAGCAUAGUUCAAUGAUCAUAGAAGAAAAUUGUUAUACGGCUUGAUGCACCUCUCCAUUUAGUAUCGCUAAAAGUCGUGCAUUAUUUAUCAUUUUCUUCAUCUCCUUUACACGUAAGACAAACGAUUUACCGUCAAAUUUAUAUUCAUAAAACCUUUAUAAGAACAUAUUCAUUGGAAAAUGGAAGAAGAAUCAAACUGUAUACAUGUAUAUAUGUAUGCAUAUUCGUGUCUUAUACUGCAGACUUAUACCGUUGCGUCAUUCCACCAAUAGAAAUUUAUUUAUAUAUAAGGGUUUCUAUCGAGAGAACUCUUUCAAUAUUGAAAGUUCCGUGUCUGUGAAAACAUUUGUACUUUUACCAUUCAUUGAAUAUAUACUGCAGUACAGUUUGAACAUAAUAUAUUUAAGAGGAAUAUAAAAGAAUUGAAUAGAAAAUUAUUGUAAUCAGUCAGAAAAAUAUGUAAAUAAGACAAAACUGAAAACUACAUUGAAAUAGAAUAUCUUGAUUUAGGUAUCUUAUUUGUCAAAUAUCAGCAUACAUUUUUCCUAAACAUAGACAAGUACAAGAUAAUAUUGUACAUUGCAAACUUGAAUCUAAUGCCUGCAUUAACUUAAUGUUUUCUUUCAAAAUAGAUUAUUGACGAAGUAAACAAAUAGAUGAUUAAUACCUUUGAUAAAUUUGGAAUGAAAUUUUCUUAAACGAUAAACGUGCUAUGGAAUUAAAUAUUUGAAAGGCUCCUUCUGUUUCAAGUUCUAUGAGGAAUGCCUAUCGCAUAGUGACAUACAUACAUGUACAGUUAGUGAAAAAAAGAUUUUACAAGAAAAAUAAUUUUGUACCUGAGAGCUAUAAGAUAUACAUACAUAGAUGGCAUAUAAUAUGAUCAUUCCAAAAAAAAAAGAACGUUAACGAGAAUUACACGUGAUAGAAACAACAUAAUUAAGUUAAUUUGAUCUAUGGCCUUAAUAUUUAAAUGGCACAGACAAAUGCUUUUAUGCAAAAUUAAUUAGAUCUAUAGAGCAUCAAAUGUGUAUUGCUUUGAUAUCAUUCCAAAUAAACAUUUUAAAUUCUUAUUUUCUAUUAUCUGUGCUUUUCUAGUAUCGUUAACAUUUUGAUAUUAAGAUAAUUUAAUACAUUUAUAUUCUAUCGUAACCUGUAUUACAAAUGCAUAGAAUUUUAAUAUAACACUAUCCAUCUUUCAAAAAUAAUUACUUACAUUUUAUAUUGAUCUUACAUAUGUAUAGUUUAAAUUCCUCUUUACUAUUAUAAUCAAAAGAUUCAUUGCAAGUAGAGAAAAUACAAGGAUAAUUUAUAAAAUAAUCUAACACGAUGCAGUAUUACUGUUUUAUUUUUCAUAACUCGGGGAUAGCUUUUACAUAUAAGUGCUACAAUAUAGUUCUCAGGUGCAGAAGUGUACCACGAUGAGAAGAAAAGAAAAUUCUUAACACAAAAGACCUAGAAGGUAUAUGGCAAAUUUAAAGAGUAAACAGUAUUUCGAACGGAACGUUCUCUAGAGCGAAUGUUAUUUAUUAAUAUAAAUAAUAAUAAUAAUAAAAUAAUAUUAAUAUUAAAUAAUAAUAUUGAUAAAAAUAAUAUUAAAUAAUAAUUAAUAAUUACAAAUAAACAAAAAUAUUUAUAGUAACAUAUAGAGCGAUUAUCCGCAUUGUUAUAAAUGAUUCCUUUUUAUAGCUUGAACAUAACGACAUGUAAAACAAUAAUGUCGACUUUUAUCCUGUGAGGGCAUUUUUUUUAGCAUAUUUACAUUUAAGAAAAGAAGAAGGGCAGAGGAUGAAAUAUGUCGUUAAUAAUUACUGGAAAAACAAAAAAGAAAAUAUGUGUCACAACACUUUCUUUUUCUUUCUGAUUAAAAUAGUACCUAAACUGAUAAGUAUUCGCUAUAAUGUGUAAAAUGUUAAGCUUGGAUGCUUAGCAUUAUUCAUUUGCGAAUUAACAUGAAAAAGAGAGAUUUUGAAUAUUACUGGACCAAACAAGAUUCAUGAUUGCUUUCAGGGACGUGAAAUACAGACACAGGGAUUUUAAAUAAAUGUAUCUUGCCUAUAUAUAUGAAUGGUUACACUCAUGUCUAAAUUGCAUUCCAUAUCUCAAAACAAGAAAAAGAGAGAGAGAUAGAAAGAGAGAAAAAGAAUAGUUCUUUUCACAACAAAUGC